AAUAUAAUGAAUACAGGCGCGCGAAGAAAACGCCAACGCUCUAAAUUCUCACUCUUUCCCGCCACAACACCAUCAACAAAACCCCCAACAAGAUGAAAAAUCUCCUCUCCCGAACAACACUACCACUACCAAAAAUGUCCUCCUCAUCUUCCUCUAAAACCCUAACGGACUUUUUCCAGCGCUCCUCAAAACGCUUAAAAACAACCACAACGCUCUCCUCUCCUUCCGAUUCCAUCACGCUUCCCGAUGACUCCGAUCUCUCUCCGGACCAGAAAUCGAGGAUCGAAUUUAACAAGCUCCUCGCCAAGUCCAAGCGCAACCUCAAACUAUGCUCUCAAAGAGUCUCUAAAGCCUCUACAGGUGAUGGUGUGAUGAGGUUGAAUUUGAAGUUGGAGGAGUUGCUGGUGGAGGAGACGUGGCUGGAGGCGCUGCCGAAUGAGUUUGAGAAGCCGUAUGCGAAGAAGCUGUGUGAAUUUGUGGAGAACGAAAUAUGUGGCAGUGGUUUUCCGAUUUAUCCGCCGCCUCAUUUGAUUUUUAAUGCGCUUAAUACGACUCCGUUUGAUAGAGUGAAAGCUGUUAUUAUUGGACAGGAUCCAUAUCACGGACCAGGUCAGGCAAUGGGUCUCUCUUUCUCCGUUCCAGAGGGCAUUAAAGUUCCCUCAAGUUUAGGAAACAUGUAUAAGGAACUUAAACAAGAUUUGCAAUGUUCAAUUCCAUCUCAUGGAAAUCUGGAAAGAUGGGCUCUACAGGGUGUUCUACUUCUCAAUUCGGUUCUUACUGUUAGGCAACAUCAGGCAAACUCACAUGCAAAGAAAGGAUGGGAGCAGUAUACUGAUGCUGUUAUAGAGACAAUCUCCAAAAAGAAAAGAGGAGUUGUUUUCCUUCUUUGGGGAAAUUAUGCUCAGGUGAAAUCCAGGUUGAUUGAUGGGACAAAGCACCACAUUCUCAAGGCAGCACAUCCUUCUGGUUUAUCCGCAAACAGGGGCUUCUUUGGAUGCAGGCAUUUUUCUCGCACAAACCAGCUGUUGGAAGAAAUGGGAAUGUCUCCCAUAGAUUGGCAGCUAUAAUCUAGAGAAGUGACCAGCAACCCUGAUGUAGUUUUGUCUUCUGGGCUCAGAUAUCACGACUGUUACUCACCUGGACACGUGGCAAAUGUCGGACCCGGAUUUUAGUUAUAGGUUUGUAAUGUAUCAUAUGUAAGGGGUCCUAAUCUAGCAUUGAAUUUUUCCUUCAACUGUUGAAGUCGAUUCCUGUUUAGUAGCUAUGUUUUUGGCUCUAAUAUGUAACUGGAUUUUUUAAGACGUAGCACUGGUUAUUAGUUGCCAAAACAGCUAAAUUUGUUUA
Messenger RNA from Daucus carota subsp. sativus, 1344 nucleotides. RefSeq names its product uracil-DNA glycosylase, mitochondrial. Bases 93 to 1067 code for a protein of 324 amino acids. Gene Ontology annotation, cellular component: mitochondrion; nucleus. NCBI's taxonomy places the organism in Eukaryota, Viridiplantae, Streptophyta, Magnoliopsida, Apiales, Apiaceae. Gene Ontology annotation, biological process: base-excision repair, AP site formation via deaminated base removal; base-excision repair. The record is from RefSeq and is a predicted model, not a curated record. The transcript has 7 exons. Gene Ontology annotation, molecular function: uracil DNA N-glycosylase activity.